Molecule: messenger RNA, 1596 nt
Organism: Rotaria socialis
Lineage: Eukaryota; Metazoa; Rotifera; Eurotatoria; Philodinida; Philodinidae
Source: the annotation of a GenBank genome assembly
AUGUCUUCAACAUCGCAAUUAUGUCGCCGUAGACGAUACUCUUUUUUAAUCGGUGUUUUUAUCAGUAUUAUCUCUCUAUUCAUAUGUAUACAUUUAUUUUCUCAACAAGACUCAUCAUCUCUGGCAUCUAUUAAGUAUCAUGCACAUGAUGGACAUAGAUUGAUGCCGAUUAUUCCUGCUGCUGCCAUCAGAGAGACUACAAUUACAAAUGCUACUACUACUGCUGAUUUUCCUAAAGUACGCCGUCCUAUCGAUCAACGACGAUUUACUAGUCCAGCAGUAGAAUCAUUAAUUGAAGAGAUAAAGAAAAAUAUAAAAAAUAAAGAACUUUCAUGGUUAUUUGAGAAUUGUUUUCCUAAUACGCUUGACACAACUGUUGAUUUUGAUGAAAAAGCAGCAUCUGAAAAACGACCUGAUACUUAUGUUAUUACAGGCGAUAUUGAUGCUAUGUGGUUGCGUGAUUCAAGUGCUCAAAUAAAUCCUUAUCUACCUUUGAUUUCUUCUGAUAGAAAACUCCGUCAAUUGAUUGAAGGUGUUCUCUUACGACAAUGUAUAUUCAUUCAACGUGACCCGUAUGCAAACGCACAUUAUAAGGAUACAAAUCGUACUAGUGAAUGGAAACGGAUGGACCGAACAGAAAUGCGUCCAGGCGUACACGAACGAAAAUGGGAAUUAGAUUCUCUUUGUUAUGUUUUACGAUUGAUGCAUUCAUAUUGGAAAGCAGUUGAAUACGAUUUGACUUUUUUUCGUGAGAACGAAAAAGAAUUCAGAAGUACGAUUCGAAUUAUUUUGCAAACCAUGAAAGAGCAACAAAGAUUCAAUGGAUCAGGCAUAUACACAUAUCAACGACAAGGCCAUCCUUCAGACCCACACGGACACAAAGCUAAACCGAAUGGUCUUAUUCAUACAUUUUUUCGACCAAGCGAUGAUCUGCAAAAAUUUCCGUAUCUUAUACCGUCACAAUUUUUUGCACAUCAUACCUUAAAACUAUUAUUAGAACUCGUAAAAAAAUUAGAGUGGGGAAAUUAUUUCAAUGGCGACAUAUUAAAAUUGAUUUCUGAUUUGCAUGAUAUUUUAUUUGAUGAUAAAAUAGCAAAUAAUCAAGAAACAAUAAUAACAUUUAAACAUCCAACACACGGUUUAAUUUAUUCGUAUGAGAUAGAUGGAUUUGGUAAUCGAAAUUUGAUGGAUGAUUCUAAUAUUCCAUCACUUCUUUCAUUACCCUAUUUAAGUCCUGAUGAUUUCCCAUUGAAACAUUCAAUUUAUCAAAAUACUAGAAAAUUUGUACUCAGUUCAGACAAUCCAUGGUUUUUUAAAGGAAAUCUACUUGAAGGUAAUGGUGGACCACAUGUUGGAAAUUCUAUGGCAUGGCCACUUGCAAUUAUUAUGCGCGGACUAACAACAAUUGAUAAUGAUGAAAUACGACUUUGUUUAAAAAUGUUGCAAAAAUCUCAUGGAAAUACAGGAUUCAUGCAUGAAUCAAUAAAUGUCAACAAUCAAAUGCAUUAUACACGAUCUUGGUUUGCAUGGGCUAAUAGUUUAUUUGGUGAAUUUAUCUGGAAAUUAUACAUAGAAAAACCUCACCUACUCAAUUAA